Paracoccidioides lutzii Pb01 is the source of this 360-nucleotide messenger RNA. RefSeq lists its product as hypothetical. The transcript is spliced from 2 exons. Bases 1 to 360 code for a protein of 119 amino acids. The record is from RefSeq and is a predicted model, not a curated record.
AUGGAAGCUGGUGGAUUUGAAUACCUUUUGCAGGAGUUUCCACCAGAAUUCGAGUGUGUCAGACCUCUUUGCAGAACCAUACGAGACCCAAAAUCGUUAUACAAUCCUGUUAUUAAGGAGUAUGAUGAUGAUGAUGAUGAUGAUGAUGAUGACCGAUUGAAACUGAAUAAGAUUAAUGUUUGUACUGUUAUGGUGAAUCAGAAGCUUCAAGACACGCCAUUAUCACCUGUUGAUCCUCCAUCUGAAUAUAACCAACCCUAUCUACAAAUCUUAUGUGGAAACGAUGAUUUUACGACGAUGCCACUCUUGUGCCUUCUCCUGCGACUUGCGUCUCGUCUUGCUUUUGGCUUUCUCUCUUGA